Messenger RNA from Prunus mume (Japanese apricot), 2014 nucleotides. The record is from RefSeq and is a predicted model, not a curated record. NCBI's taxonomy places the organism in Eukaryota, Viridiplantae, Streptophyta, Magnoliopsida, Rosales, Rosaceae.
GGAAAGGUGUGAGGGAAAGAAACAGAAAAACAAAGAAAACAUUGGAUCCAAAAAGUUACUUUUGGGUUUAGAAAUUUUCUCACACUUUCUCUCCUUCCAAACACAAAAUAAAAAAAAUAAACAAAAGAGCAAAAGAGAAAUAUGCCUGUCUUGGUUUUUAUUUAUCCGUCUUUCUUCUUCAUUCUCCAUCAUUUUCCUACCCUAUCCAUCUCUCCUCCAAAAACUCCUCUCAAACCUUCUUACUAGUCCCCAGGAAAGUGAUAGAAAGAGAGCCAUACUUUCUAGAGAGGAAAUCACAGACACACAUUUGAACUUUUCCAGCUGUUUCUCUCUCUAGGAUUGGAUUCAUCAGCCAAUGGGAGCUCGUUGCUCCAAGCUAUCUCUUUGCUUCUGGCCGUCCAACAUCAAAUCCAAUCUUAACGACUCUUCAGACAUAGAGAAUGGGAACAAAAAUGAGAAGGACUCGCUGCCUGGGUUCAGUGAGUUCACCUUGGACCAACUGAAAGCUGCCACGUCAGGAUUCUCGUCCGAGAACGUUGUCUCCGAGCAUGGAGAGAAAGCUCCCAAUGUGGUUUACAAAGGAACGCUCGACGAUGGCCGUUGGAUUGCUGUUAAGCGCUUCAACCGAUCAGCUUGGCCCGAUUCGCGCCAAUUUCUGGAGGAAGCUAGAGCCGUGGGGCUGCUCAGGAACGAGCGUUUGGCGAAUUUGAUCGGGUGCUGCUGCGAGGGUGAUGAGAGACUGCUUGUGGCUGAGUUCAUGCCCAAUGAAACUCUCUCAAAGCAUCUUUUCCAUUGGGAGACCCAGCCGAUGAAAUGGGCGAUGAGGUUGCGAGUGGCUUUGUAUCUUGCACAAGCUUUAGAUUAUUGCAGCAGUAAAGGGCAGGCAUUGUACCAUGAUCUUAAUGCUUACAGAGUCCUAUUCGAUCAGGAUGGGAAUCCCAGACUCUCCUGCUUUGGUCUAAUGAAGAAUAGCAAAGAUGGGAAGAGCUAUAGUACCAACCUGGCUUUCACCCCUCCAGAGUACUUGAGAACAGGAAGAGUGAUACCAGAAAGUUUGGUUUACAGCUUUGGUACCCUGUUGCUUGAUCUGCUCAGCGGGAAACAUAUCCCUCCAAGUCAUGCACUCGACCUGAUACGGGGCAAAAACUUUUUGAUGCUGAUCGACUCGUGCUUGGAAGGUCAUUUCUCAAAUGAUGAUGGGACUGAACUGGUGAGGUUAGCUUCACGAUGCUUGCAGUAUGAACCUCGUGAGAGGCCAAAUGCCAAGUCUCUUGUGACUGCCCUAAUUCCGCUUCAAAAAGAAACUGAGGUUCCAUCAUAUCUUUUGCUGGGUAUUCCGCAUGGAAAUGCGCCUCUGAAUCAGACAUUGCUAUCACCUCUAGGUGAAGCUUGCUCGAGACUGGAUCUUACUGCAAUACAUGAAAUACUGGAGAAGCUUGGAUACAAGGAUGAUGAGGGGGUUGCAAAUGACCUUUCUUUUCAAAUGUGGACAAAUCAAAUACAAGAGACGUUGAAUUCUAAGAAGCAUGGGGAUGCUGCAUUUCGAGCUAAGGAUUUUGUUACCGCGAUAGAUUCUUACACAGAAUUCAUUGAUGGUGGGACCAUGAUAUCGCCAACUGUGUUUGCUAGACGUUGCUUAUGUUACUUGAUGAAUGAUAUGGCACAAGAAGCUCUUGGAGAUGCUAUGCAAGCCCUAGUAAUAAACCCUGAAUGGCCCACUGCCUUCUAUCUUCAAGCAGCUGCCCUAAAGAGCCUGGGGAUGGACAAUGAUGCGCAGGAAACUCUAAAAGAUGGAACGUCGUUUGAAGUAAAAAAAAGUAAAAGCUGAAACUCUGUAUAGGUGUUUUUCCCUCUUCUUUCAUUUAUAAUUGUAUCUAGCUUUUUCCAUCUUCCCACUUUGACAUUUGAGUUCUGCUCUGCAGCAACAAAGGAUUAAUUGUAACAAUCUUUAUGUCGGUCUUGGUGUAUCAUUUUAAUUAUUUUGAUCUAUAGAAGUCAAAAUUUAUUGUUUGUU